Sclerotinia sclerotiorum 1980 UF-70 is the source of this 729-nucleotide messenger RNA. RefSeq lists its product with no specific name. NCBI's taxonomy places the organism in Eukaryota, Fungi, Ascomycota, Leotiomycetes, Helotiales, Sclerotiniaceae. Bases 1 to 729 code for a protein of 242 amino acids. The transcript is spliced from 3 exons. The record is from RefSeq and is a predicted model, not a curated record.
AUGUCAUCAAGUUCGCAACUAGUAGUAUCUCCGCUCACGUCAAAUUGCCAUCGCCCUACCGAAUACGCCAGCUUGACAACUAAGUAUGGCUUCCUCGAAACUGCGAAACGGGUGGAUCAACUGGGGGCCAGACGGUGCUUUCGACGUUUGACUCGCUGCGACAGCCUCCUGGAGCUAGCACUACCAUUGCGACCAAAAACCGCAGCUAAAGACGAUAGAGGAACUAUUUCUCGGGUCAGAAUCCGAACUUUGGCCCUGCAACUGCUCGCAGAGCUUGACGAUAUACAUAUGACGAACGCCAUUGGACCAGCUUUUCUCGCCGUCAGUUUGGGAUUAGAUGAGCAUGAAAGACUCUCUGGAGCGUCAAUAGUCCAAGAACACUUGAGCCACACAUCCGACUACCGAUCCCUACCAAGCUGUCGUAGCAAUCGUCCCAAGGCGCUGUCAUAUCCCUAUCUAGCUACUAUUCCAUCACUUCCGAACCUCGGUAAGCCGUCCCAGCCUUUCAAUGACCGAAAUAUCGGGCACGGAUCCUUAUCCCUGGUAUAUGUCUCUCAUUUCGGAAGAUUCCAACAUGUUUGUUCAUCUAGCCAACCAGAAUUAACUUCAAAUGUUAUAUCAAUCGGCUUUCUUGUUCGCAAUGCGUUGAAAAUGGUUCAUGAUCGCCGGGCAUCUGCACCUUGGCGACAAAACCACACUAGUUCGAGGAAAGAUUAUCUGCAUCGCUAA